This is a messenger RNA of Cydia strobilella, 5553 nucleotides long. RefSeq names its product thrombospondin type-1 domain-containing protein 7A-like. Gene Ontology annotation, biological process: actin cytoskeleton organization. The record is from RefSeq and is a predicted model, not a curated record. The transcript has 29 exons. Gene Ontology annotation, cellular component: plasma membrane. NCBI's taxonomy places the organism in Eukaryota, Metazoa, Arthropoda, Insecta, Lepidoptera, Tortricidae. Bases 100 to 3882 code for a protein of 1260 amino acids.
CGCAGCGAAGCCGCGCGCCCGUCUGUCGCGUCUGUGAUAGUCGCCGAAUAUAUUACUGUGUUUUAGACUAUGUGUACUGAGUGAAUCACAGAUAACAUAAUGCGAGCGUGGUUAGUGCUGGCGCUGCUGGCUUGUGCCACCGCUGAUGAGGCGCAGGACCCUGAGGGUCUGAUGGACGUGGCUGCAGAAACGGUGCCUAACACAGAUUACUCUGUGUACGUGGGGCGAUGGACGGAGUGUUCCCCUCUAGGUGAGGGGGAACAUGCCACCAGGUCUUUACUGAGGUUCAAUGUGCACGCUGAGUCGGACUCCCUGGUGCACUCUCCGAGGCUGGGGCUGCAGCGGCGGCAGGUGCAAUGCCGGAAAAAAGAUGGCCAGUUUGUGGAGAACAUGUAUUGCGGCGCUGCUCUAGCACGUGUCGGGACCUCACGCAUCUGUAUCUUGCAAGAAGACUGCUCUCUCGCCGAAUGGAUGCCUUGGAGGCCGCGGACGGAUGGUGCGCUGGUACGGACGAGGCGCGUUCGGAGGUUACCACACGGCAACGGAAAGGAAUGCGACGUAGUGGAAGAGGUCCGACCAGCCGCUUUGGAAGCGACAGCCCACUGGACCCCUGGACCAUGGGGCGACUGCAAUGUGGCCAUUGAGAUGACUGUUACGCCUAAACCUGCAAACGACGACGACAACGACGAAGCAGACGACGACGCAAUCUACGACGACGACGAGUCGGACGACUUGGACGAUCGUGACGCAAGUCCCGCGAGUUGCGGCGGCGGCGUACAAAGACGGGAAGCGAGUUGUGUGAGGGCUGAUGGAAGAGCGUUGCAUCCUGUCCAGUGUGCUCAUGCGCCGAUGCCUACGCUUGUGCAGCCCUGUGAGGUCCCUUGCCCACGCGACUGUGAAGUAGGGGAGUGGAGUGAAUGGGAAGCCUGCCAACCUACUGAUAAAUGCCCCUUAAAUCCGGUGCAGCAGCUAACUAGCAGUGGCUACAGCGUCCGUCACCGCCGCGUAACCGCAGCCGCGUCCGGCGGCGGCGCGCCCUGCCCGCCUCUAGAAGAGAAGCGAACUUGCGCCGCCCCACGCUGUGCAGCGUGGAAACCCCUGCCUUGGGGUUCUUGUGUGUUAAACCAACCGCACACUACGUGUGGUCCUGGGCGGAGAAGCCGAGAACUAAGAUGCAUUGGACAUAAUGGGAAGGAGGCCCCUCUUGCAUGGUGCAGCGACACGGGCGCGCCGGCGCGCACGGAGCGCUGCCGCAUCGCGUGCGCCGGCGACUGCGUGGUGUCCGCCUGGGCCGCCUGGCGCCCGUGCCGCGCGCCCUGCGCCGCCGCCGCGCGCCCGCCGCCCACCCGGACCCGCGCCCGCCACAUCCUGGCCCACGCCUCACCAGAUGGCUGGCCGUGUCCAUCCGAAGACCAGUUAGUCCAACACGAAACCUGCAACACACACGCCUGUGCCACGUACUCUUGGCUGGCAACACCCUGGGGGCCCUGCGAGCGCCGCCAGGACUACAUGCCCGUCUCCAACUACACCGACCUGCUGGACGGAGAAGCAUUUAACGAAAGCGCCGACGAAGAGCCUUGCGUUGAAGAAGGAGAAAUGACCAGAGACGUGAUGUGCGUGCAAAAUAAUGCAGACGUCGUCCGUGAAGCUUUAUGUGCGCCGCUCCGUCGGCCAGCCUCCCACCGCGCCUGCACGGUGCGGUGUCGCCGAGGUUGCCGUGUCGAGGCCUGGAUGCCGUGGUCUCCUUGUCCUAAUACUUGUGAUCCCGGCAAGCAGAUCCGCGUCCGCGUUGUGCACGGCGGGCCGAGUUGCGGUCCCGCACAGGAGACUCGUGCAUGUCCCGUGGCGCGCUCGUGUCGUGCGCGUGACGCGGCCUGGGUCGCCGGCGAGUGGAGCACGUGUCGCCUGCCGCCUGGGGAGAGAGCUGGCAUCGGGCAUAGAGUCAGAAGUAUCUGGUGUGGCUCCGCCUCUCAUCGCGUGAACGCGGGAGCUUGCGCCGGGCAGCUGGUGCCGCAGAGUGUCGCGGCUUGUCGUGUGCCUUACGACACUGUUGUUGCCUCGGUUACCUGUGAGCACGUCUGCGCUGACCCACUAAAAUUCUUGGACGCAUCUGACCCAGACAUCCCCACAUGCACCUGCAAGAACGUAUCUCUGGAACUCCUGCCUACUGACUCUGACUGCAUUCUGCCUCCCGGCACUGAAUGUGGAGAAGGGAGAGCACUAAGAGCCGCACGCUGCAUGUUCGGCGGACGAGAUGUGCCCAUGGAUGUGUGCAAGAAGUUCCACCCUCUCACUGGUCCCAGUCGAGUCCGCGAAGCAUCCACCGACGGCUACACCUAUGACGAGGAGUUCCCAUCACUAUUGCGUGGAGCGUGCAGCGUGCGCUGCGCGCGCGACUGCGGCGCCGGCGCCUGGGGCGAGUGGGGCCCCUGCGCCGCCGAGGCCGGCUCCCGGGCCGCCUUCCGGUACCGGACCAGGGAAGUGCUAGAAGAAGGCUCAGCGGGCGGCCGUGAGUGCGGUGCGACUCUCCAACGAGCAACCUGUGUCGUCUCCGAACCGCGCUGGGUGCUCGGCGAGUGGUCGGUGUGCGCCCCGCAUCGUGUUCUCUGCGGCCGCGCCAUCAUCAACCGCACCAUCGCAUGUGAAGACGGCGAAGGCAACGUCCUCGAGGACCCAGCGUGCGAAGCAGCGGGUGCAGGCGGCGCGCCAUCACGUGACGCAACUUGCCGCGCGCCCUGCCCGGGGGACUGCGUUGUCAGCGCCUGGUCUGACUGGAGCCCUUGCGAACAGACUAAAUGGGGUGGUAGACGUGACAGAACACGAGUGGUACUACGUCCAGCGGCUGAAGGUGGAACUGCUUGCCCUGCACUUGUCAGCGCAGAACCCUGCUCCCCGCACUCCUACUCCUGGCACGUGUCGCCCUGGGAUGACUGCCAGCCGUUGGGUGGCUCACCGUGUGGUGAAGGAACGAAGAGACGAUCCGUCCGCUGCCUGCGAAGUGAUGGCGUCUUUGUCAACGACACUUUCUGUCCCAACACGACAUCAACGGAAGCGCGUGAGUCUUGGUGCUAUGUGCCAUGCGGAGUGGACUGCGAAUUAAGCGAGUGGAGCGCUUGGGACGCCUCCGCUUGUUCCUGUGGAGACGCGGCCUCUGCCCGACAUAUGAGACGCAUCAGACAACGGCUAACUAUGGCGGUGUGGCCCGGGCGCUCGUGCCCGGCCACCGAGCAGCGCGCGCCGUGCCCGCGCGCGCCGUGCCUGCGCCUGCUGGCGCGCCCCGUGCUCGGCUGCCACGUGCAGACAUCAUCAGGUCAAGAAGCCGACGGUGCCUGCGGCUGGGGCGUGAAGAUCUCCCGCGUGCGCUGCGAGCUGGCGGGCGCCGGCGACGACGGCUCCGACGCGUACCUGGAGCCCUGGCGCUGCGCCCCCGCGCUGCCCGGUCGCAUCGUGGCGCCACCGCUGCACUAUCAGGAGGAGACGUGUGAAGUGGAGUGCGGCUGCAAGGAGUCAGAGACGGGACAGCCGGGUCCGUGGGGCGCGUGGGGCCCGUGCCGCGGCGGCGCCCGCAGCCGCUCGCGGCAGCUGCUCGUGCCGCCCCGGGAGGCCUGCCGCACGCCCGCCAGAUACGUGACGAUCGAGUGGGCGAACUGCACCGUAGGCGAGGAAACUGACCUGCUGGUGUAUGAGCCGCGCGACGAGACUCCGCGCCGCGCCUGGCUCGACACUGACUAUCACGAUGGUUAUAUCGAGGGAAGCAGUUCUUUGCUGGCCGUGGUGUGGACCGCCACUGUCGUACUCAGCGUGUACGGCGCUUUCAUGUUGUACCGCGGACUGAUCAGAUGUCUUCGGAGCCGAAAGCUGAAGACCGUCACCAAGGUGUAAGCCAACAAGGACUUACUCUGAGACUCGUCACCCUGAGCGCAAGCCAGGCCCUUUACUGGACCUCCCCAGGUCCUUUUUGUUGUCUGUUUACCCCUUAAGUUUACGUGUCUGUUAAACGUUAAGUUUACUUUCCGCUUACCAAAGAUUACGUUUAACGUUUGUGAUAUGUUGCUCUCUUCCUUGUUAAUGUAUUGCGAAUAAGGGAUUCCGUAACUUCAUAUCAUCUAAGAUAUGCUACAUUUACAGUGUAUGACAGUAUGUAAUUAGUAUUAUUGAUAUAUCAACUAUAGCCAGCAACAGUCUGUCCGCAGGAGUGCUUCCAUUAUACGACUUAUGCUAAUUUAGACGGUUUUGAUAACUUUUCCAAGCAAACGAUCACCGAGUGACGGCUUCGGGCUUCUGGAUUGACAAUAUGUAUUGUGUAGUGGUCGUACCCACUUAGCGUGGGGUCCGCCCGUAUCACUCGUCCUUAAGACUUGUUUUUAAUGGCAGCGUAUGGUGGAUUACACACGGUACUGCGCUUCGUGCGAAGUAAUUAGUGUCGGUUAAGACUAGGAUCCCUUGAGUCAUCUGCUUUAUGAAUAGACUGUGUUUUUCAGACUCAUAUAUUAAUCGGGUCUAUCGCGAAUUUAUUAUGUUACCUUUAUUUACCGACGUUUCGACACAAGUUUCACUGGUCGUGGUCAUAUAAUUAAGUCUAAAGUCGUUACAACUUGUAGACUCGGGCUUUUGUAGAGAUUUAGAACUAAUUUUUCUUACAAAAAAUCUAAAUACAAAGACUCGAGUUUUUUCAACACUAGAAGUAAUAUGUACUAAUGCUAAUUUAGAUAGGAAAGUAAACCAUGUGGUCAAAAUACCGCGUGGAAAAUAGGAAAAUGCGGUGGCGUGUGUUAUCCGCCAAACGCUGGGCGUAGAAGUCUAGCGUAGGCGCAGGAGAUUUGAUUAGAUUGUCUUAGAGACCAAGUAAGACGUGACACAUCAUUCCACAUAUCAGCUAAAUUUAUAAAGUCGUAUCGUCUUCUGUACCGACUGAUAGGUCACGGGAAUAUUGCCCGCUCGCAGAAGACCAACAGCUUCAGAUAUCAUUGCGUAGAGCUUUGGCGCACAAAUAACUAAUUUAUGAAUAGAUUAAGUACUUAUAUUAACCUGAUCAUACAGUUUCGAGAUAAUAAUCGUGUAUAACACUUUUUUGUAGAUUUUGCAUUUAAACCCAUGUAUUGUGACGGGUAUUUAUAAUGUGAGUGUGUUCUCGACUACCUUCAACGUUUCCGUUCUUUGGUCUUCGUCUGUCUAAAGGAAUCUCUAUGUACUUAUAUCAAAAUAUCUUUAUUUUCCGAUACGCAUAAGUUAUUAUAUGUCUACUAUAAAAUCUAAUGUUAUUGCUUACGGCAAAUUGUUCGCCUCAUCUCGUUCCUUUACGACAAUAUUGAAAUAACUUAUUUUUAUAAAGCAACAUUUGUUUGAGAGAUUCGCUACUAUGUCUACUUUUCUAUUCUUGUCACUGCUAUAGUUUCCGCCCUGAACUGACUCGUGUACCGUAUCGUAACCAUGUAUAUCAUUAGGUAUGUACCUACGCCAUACAAGAUAUUGAUGUGAAACAUGAUAGUUAAGGGAUCGUGUUAGACAAUACAAUAUUUGAUAUUUAAUAAAAUUUGAUUGUGUUUUGAUAAA